Poecilia reticulata (guppy) is the source of this 9266-nucleotide messenger RNA. It is a transcript of the gene ubr5, whose product is annotated as ubiquitin protein ligase E3 component n-recognin 5. Gene Ontology annotation, cellular component: cytoplasm; nucleus. NCBI's taxonomy places the organism in Eukaryota, Metazoa, Chordata, Actinopteri, Cyprinodontiformes, Poeciliidae. Gene Ontology annotation, biological process: positive regulation of canonical Wnt signaling pathway; protein polyubiquitination. The record is from RefSeq and is a predicted model, not a curated record. Gene Ontology annotation, molecular function: ubiquitin binding; ubiquitin-ubiquitin ligase activity; RNA binding.
UUGUGCUGGAGCUCCAAGCAGUGGAGCGGUUGCAUGUGCACUUAUCAACACUAACAGAAGAAGCUCGGUAGAGUUAAGAUGGCGGCAUGUGGGUGAGGAGGCAGGGAUCCAAACUCUUGGUUUUUCGCAAUUAAACGAUUCCUAUGAACGCACAUACGUACAGUAUUUGAAGGAAUAACAGUUUCCACACCGUUCACGCAUCUGUGUGUGAUUUUGGACUGACUCCAUGACAUCUAUUCACUUCGUUGUUCACCCGUUGCCGGGGACCGAGGAUCAGCUCAAUGACAGGCUUCGGGAAGUCUCAGAGAAACUCAACAAAUACAGCUACAACAGUCAUCCGCAUCUUAGUCUGCUGGAGCAGGCCACCCUAAAGCAGUGUGUUGUUGGUCCGAACCACGCCGGGUUUCUCCUGGAGGAUGGACGGGUUUGCAGAAUCAGCUUUGCUGUUCAGCCCGAUCGCCUGGAGCUCAGCAAACCGGAUGGCAGCGAUGGUUCAAAGUUGAGCAGUGGUUCAGGGACAGGAAGGAGCUCCAGGCCAGGCAGGACCAGUGAUCCACCCUGGUUCCUGUCUGGUUCUGACACACUGGGCAGACUGGCAGGCAACACCCUUGGGAGUCGCUGGAGCUCCGGGGUGAACGGAGGCAGCGGAGGAGGUGGGAGCGGAGGAGGAGCAGGAGGCGGUGGCGGAGCAGGAGGCGGUAGCAGCAGUGGAGGCGGAGGAGGAGGGAGUGGAGGAGGAGGCGGCGGCGGUGGAGGUGGGAGUACGUCAGGCAGGUCAUCAACGGCGGCUCGCGAUUCCCGCCGCCAGACCAGAGUGAUCCGCACGGGAAGGGACCGUGGCUCUGGGCUUCUUGGCAGCCAGCCACAGCCAGUCAUCCCAGCAUCAGUCAUUCCAGAAGAGCUCAUUACGCAGGCCCAGGUUGUCCUACAGGGGAAGUCAAGAAGCGUCAUCAUCAGGGAACUCCAACGGACUAACCUUGACGUUAACCUCGCUGUCAAUAACUUGCUGAGUCGUGAUGACGAAGAUGGAGACGAUGGCGACGACACAGCCAGCGAGUCCUAUCUCCCAGGAGAAGACUUGAUGUCCCUGUUGGACGCGGACAUCCACUCGGCUCAUCCCAGCGUCAUCAUCGACGCCGAUGCCAUGUUCUCCGAGGACAUUAGCUACUUCGGCUACCCAUCUUUCAGACGCUCCUCGCUGUCACGGCUGGGAUCCUCCAGAGUUCUCCUUCUUCCCUUAGAGCGUGACUCAGAGCUGUUGCGCGAGCGUGAGUCUGUGCUGAGGUUACGAGAGCGCCGGUGGCUCGAUGGGGCGACGUUUGACACGGAGCGAGGUUCGACGAGCCGCGAGGGCGAGCCCAGCCUCGACAAGAAGAGCAUCCCCGUCCAGAGCCCCGUCUCGCUGGGAGAGGAGCUGCAGUGGUGGCCCGACAAGGAUGGUGUGAAGUUUGUGAGCAUUGGAGCUUUGUUCUCAGAGCUGGUGGCGGUGAGCUCCAAAGGAGAGCUUUAUCAGUGGAAGUGGAGCGAACCUGAACCGUACAGGAAUACACAGAAUCCCUCCAUUCACCACCCUCGUGUUUCCUUCCUGGGCCUGGCUAAUGAGAAGAUCACGUUACUGGCUGCUAAUAGCAUCAGAGCUACUGUAGCAACAGAGAGCAACAAGGUGGCCACCUGGGUGGAUGACACACUAAGCACAGUGGCCUCUAAGCUGGAGCACAGUGCCCAGUCUUUCCCAGAGCUGCAGGGGGAACGCAUGGUGUCACUGCACUCAUGUGCACUUUACACAUGUGCACAGAUGGAGAACAGCCUCUACUGGUGGGGUGUUGUGCCUUUUAGUCAAAGGAAGAAAAUGCUUGAGAAAGCGAGAGCCAAGAACAAAAAGCCAAAGUCCAGUGCUGGCAUCUCCUCAAUACCAAACAUCACUGUGGGAACGCAGGUGUGUUUGAGGAAUAAUCCCCUCUACCAUGCCGGUGCAGUGGCCUUUUCUGUCAGUGCCGGAAUCCCCAAAGUGGGCGUCCUGUUGGAGUCCGUCUGGAACAUGAACGACAGCUGCAGGUUCCAGCUGCGCUCACCGGAGAGCCUCAAAAACAUGGAGAAGACCACAAAGACCCAGGAAAUCAAGAUGGAAAGUAAGCCUGAGCUGGUGAAGACUGAGAUGGGUCCUCCUCCAUCCCCUGCAUCCACCUGUAGUGAUACCUCUUCCAUUGCUAGCAGUGCCUCACUGCCCUACAAGCGCAGACGUUCGACCCCAGCUCCAAAGGAGGAAGAGAAGGUGAACGAGGAGCAGUGGCCUCUCAGGGAGGUGGUGUUUGUGGAAGACGUUAAAAACGUUCCCGUUGGGAAGGUGCUGAAGGUGGAUGGUGCGUACGUUGCUGUGAAGUUCCCCGGAACAUCAAGUAGCAUGACAAACCAAAGCAGUGCUCCUCCUCCAGACUCGGAUCCAUCCUCACUGUUACAGGACUGCAGGCUCCUCAGGAUAGACGAACUACAGGUGGUCAAAACCGGAGGAACCCCGAAGGUUCCCGAUUGCUUUCAGCGAACGCCCAAAAAGCUCUGCAUCCCAGAGAAGGCUGUAAUCCUGGCUGUAAAUGUUGACUCCAAAGGAGUCCAUGCAGUUCUGAAAACCGGUAACUGGGUAAGGUACUGCAUCUUUGACCUGGCCACAGGCAAAGCUGAGCAGGAGAAUAACUUUCCUACAAGCAACCUGGCUUUCCUGGGGCAGAGCGAGUGCAACGUGGCCAUCUUUACUGCAGGACAGGAGUCUCCCAUCAUCCUCCGGGACGGGAAUGGCACCAUCUAUCCCAUGGCUAAAGACUGCAUGGGGGGAAUUCGGGACCCUGACUGGUUGGACCUGCCUCCUAUAAACAGCCUGGGUAUGGGGGUGCAUUCUCUGGUCAACCUGCCAUCCAACUCCACCAUUAAAAAGAAAGCUGCUAUCAUUAUUAUGGCUGUCGAGAAACAGACGCUGAUGCAGCACGUCCUGCGCUGCGACUACGAGGCGUGCCGGCAGUACCUGAUGAACCUGGAGCAGGCCUUCCUUCUGGAUGAGGGCGGCCAGGGCCUCGGGGCACUGCUGGGCCAUCGCUGCGACGGAAACCGCAACAUUUUCCACGCCGCCGUCUCUGUCUGCUUCCCUGUUAGCAACAAAGAGACCAAAGAGGAAGAAGAAGCCGAAAGGUCAGAGAGAAACACGUUUGCAGAGCGUCUGUCUGCUGUGGAAGCCAUCGCCAACGCCAUCUCUGUGGUGUCGAGCAACAGCUCUGGAAACAGGACCGGCUCCUCCAGUAGCAGAGGGCUCCGUCUAAGGGAGAUGAUGCGGAGGUCUCUUAGAGCAGCAGGCCUCGGCCGCCACGAGUCCGGGCCGUCCUCCGGUGACCACCAGGACCCCGUCUCCCCACCCAUCGCCCCGUCAAGUUGGGUCCCAGACCCUCCACCUAUGGACCCUGAUGGUGACAUUGACUUCAUUCUUGCACCAGCAGUUGGUUCACUCACCACAGCUUCCUCUGGUUCUAACCAGGGGCCCAGCACCUCCACCAUACCAGGACCGUCAACAGAGACAUCAGUGGUGGAGUCUAAAGACAGGAAGGCCAACGCUCACCUCAUCCUGAAGCUGAUGUGUGACAGCGUCGUUCUGAGGCCACACCUAUGGGAACUGCUUUCUGCAAAGGAUGCCAGAGGAAUGACCCCCUUCAUGCUGGCUGUCAGCGGCAGAGCCUACCCAGCUGCUAUCACUGUGCUUGAGGCCGCUCAAAAAAUAGCCAAGAUGGCCGACCCGGAGAAAGAUGAUGCAGAUUCUAUGUUUAUGGAGAUGAUUUGCCCUGCUGGAACCAACCCAGAUGAUUCUCCGCUUUAUGUCCUCUGCUGCAACGACACCUGUAGUUUCACUUGGACCGGAGCGGAGCACAUUAACCAGGACAUAUUCGAGUGUCGAACAUGCGGCCUGCUUGAGUCUCUCUGCUGCUGCACAGAGUGUGCCAGAGUGUGUCACAAAGGACAUGACUGCAAGUUGAAAAGGACUUCCCCUACAGCUUACUGUGACUGUUGGGAGAAAUGCAAGUGCAAAACACUGAUAGCGGGCCAGAAGGCUGCCCGCCUGGAUUUGCUCUACAGGUUGCUAACGACAACAAACCUGGUCACUACACCAAACAGCAGGGGAGAGCAUAUAUUACUAUUCCUGGUUCAGACUGUAGCCAGGCAAAGUGUUGAGCACUGUCAGUACCGACCGCCUCGCAUCAGAGAAGACCGGAACCGUAAGGCUGCUAAUGCAGAAGACUCUGAUAUGCCAGACCACGAUCUGGAGCCUCCUCGCUUCGCUCAGCUGGCCCUGGAGAGAGUCCUACAGGAUUGGAACGCCCUCAAAUCUAUGAUCAUGUUUGGUUCUCAGGAAAACAAAGAUCCACUUAGUGCCAGCAGCAGAAUUGCCCAUCUCCUGCCUGAAGAACAGGUGUACUUGAACCAGCAGAGCGGCACCAUUCGCCUCGACUGUUUCACACACUGCCUCAUUGUCAAGUGUGCUCCUGACAUCACCUUCAUUGACACUCUACUGGGGACUCUGAUAAAGGAGCUGCAGAACAAAUACACGCCAGGCAGGAGAGAGGAGGCGGUGGCCGUUACUAGAAGGUUCCUGCGCUCCGUUGCACGCGUGUUUGUCAUCCUCAGCGUAGAGAUGGCUUCCUCCAAAAAGAAAAACAACUUCAUCCCGCAGCCCAUCGGGAAGUGUCGGCGUGUUUUCCAGGCUCUGCUGCCGUACGCGGUGGAGGAGCUGUGCAACGUCGCGGAGUCCCUCAUCGUCCCGGUCAGGAUGGGGAUAGCAAGGCCCACGGCUCCGUUCACGCUGGCCAGCACCAGCAUAGACGCAGUUCAGGGCAGCGAGGAGCUGUUCUCCGUGGAGCCGCUUCCUCCCAGGCCGUCGCCGGACCAGUCCAGCAGCUCCAUCCAAACAGUUGCUUCGUACAUCAUAAGGAAUCCUCAGCCCAGACGGAGCAGCCAGUCUCAACCCGUCAGGGGACGGGACGAGGAGCAGGACGACAUCGUUUCAGCCGAUGUGGAAGAGGUUGAAGUUGUAGAAGGAGUAGCUGGUGAGGAAGACCAUCACGAUGACCAGGAGGAGCAGGGGGAGGAAAACGCUGAAGCUGAAGGUCAACAUGACGAGCACGAUGAAGAUGGAAGUGACAUGGAGUUGGACUUGCUGGCAGCCGCCGAAACAGAGAGCGACAGCGAAAGCAACCACAGCAAUCAGGACAAUGCCAGUGGUCGCAGAAGCGUCGUCACAGCAGCGACUGCCGGCUCUGAAGCAGGUGCUAGCAGUGUCCCUGCCUUCUUUUCAGAGGACGACUCUCAGUCGAACGACUCAAGCGACUCGGACAGCAGCAGCAGCCAGAGCGACGACGUUGACCAGGAGACGUUCCUGCUGGACGAGCCGCUGGAGAGGACGACGAGCGCCUCACACGCCAACACUGCAGCCCAGGCACCUCGCUCCAUGCAGUGGGCUGUUAGGAACACCCCGAGCCAGAGAGCGAGCGGCAGUGGCCCCUCCGCCUCCUCAACACCUGCCGCGAGCUCUACUGGCUUGAUAUACAUCGACCCGACAAACCUGCGGCGCUCCAGCGCAAUCAGCUCCAGUGCAGCAGCAGCGGCAGCGGCGCUGGAAGCCAGCAACACCAGCAGCUACCUGACUUCAGCCAGCAGCCUGGCCCGCGCCUACAGCAUUGUCAUCAGGCAGAUUUCUGACCUCAUGAGUCUGAUUCCCAAGUACAAUCAUCUUGUCUACUCGCAGUAUCCCGCAGCUGUCAAGCUCUCCUACCAGGACGCAGUCAACCUGCAGAAUUAUGUGGAGGAAAAGCUGAUUCCCACCUGGAACUGGAUGGUGUCCAUCAUGGACUCCACCGAGGCCCAGCUGCGGUACGGCUCGGCUCUGUCGUCUGCCGGAGACCCCGGCCACCCCAGCCACCCGCUUCACGCCUCGCAGCACUCGGCUCGGCGCGAGCGCAUGACGGCCCGGGAGGAGGCCAGCCUCCGCACUCUGGAAGGACGGAGGAGAGCAGCAACGCUGUUGACGGCUCGCCAGGGCAUGAUGUCGGCUCGGGGAGACUUCUUGAACUACGCCCUGUCUCUGAUGCGCUCCCACAACGACGAACAUUCAGAUGUGCUUCCUGUUCUGGACGUGUGCUCACUGAAACAUGUGGCCUACGUCUUCCAGGCCCUCAUUUACUGGAUAAAGGCCAUGAAUCAGCAGACCACCCUGGACACGCCACAGAUGGAAAGAAAAAGGAAUCGAGAGAUUCUGGAGCUCGGUUUGGACAAUGAGGAUUCUGAGCAUGAGAACGAUGAAGACACCAAUCAAAGUUCAACCCUGCAGGACAAGGAUGAGGACUCAGUCCCCGCGGAAACGGGUCAGAACCACCCGUUCUUCCGGCGCUCGGACUCGAUGACCUUCCUGGGCUGCAUCCCGCCCAACCCCUUCGACGUUCCCUUGGCCGAGGCCAUCCCAUUGGCAGACCAGCCCCACCUACUGCAGCCAAACGCCAGAAAGGAGGAUCUGUUUGGGCGUCCCUCUCAGGGCUUGUACUCUUCGUCUUACAUGACAACCAAAGGCCUGGCUGAGACGAGCAUGGACAGGAACUGCUUGGAGAUCCUGCCUACGAAGAUGUCGUACACCGCCAACCUAAAAAACGUCAUGAGUAUGGAAAGCGGCCAGCGGAGCACAGAGAACCAGGCGCUGGGCGAGCAGGAGAUGGACACUUCGAAAGCGGGCCCGUCUCCCCGCGACCUCGCUGCCCAGCUGAAGAGCAGUCUCCUGGCUGAGAUCGGCCUCACAGAGAGCGACGGGCCUCCUCUUCCGUCGUUCAGACCGCAGUGCAGUUUCAUGGGGAUGAUGAUUUCACACGACAUGCUGCUCGGCCGCUGGCGCCUGUCACUGGAGCUCUUCGGUCGCGUCUUCAUGGAGGAUGUAGGAGCUGAGCCUGGAUCAAUCCUGACAGAGCUGGGCGGCUUUGAGGUGAAGGAGUCCAAGUUCCGGCGGGAGAUGGAGAAGCUGAGGAACCUCCAGUCUCGAGACCUGGCGCUGGAGGUGGACCGCGACCGGGACCAGCUGAUACAGCAGACCAUGCGCCAGCUCAAUGGCCACUUCGGCAGGCGGUGCACCACCACCCCCAUGGCCGUGCACCGGGUCAAGGUCACGUUCAAGGACGAGCCCGGGGAGGGCAGCGGCGUGGCUCGCAGCUUCUACACGGCCAUCGCGCUGGCGCUGCUCUCCAACGACAAGCUGCCCAACCUGGACUGCGUUCAGAGUGUCAGCAAGGGCAUGCAGGCCAGCAGUACGUGUCAUCACGAUUACAAUUCAAAUCUGAUGCAAAGGUUGAGAAACAGAGAUCGGGAGAGAGAGCGGAGAAGUGGAGGGCUUCGAGCGGGAUCUCGGAGAGACCGAGACAGGGACUCCCGGAGGCAGCUGUCGAUAGACACCCGGCCGUUCAGGCCUUCCUCAGAGGGAAACCCCAGUGACGAGCCUGACCCCCUGCCUGCACACAGACAGGCGCUUGGUGAACGGCUAUACCCUCGAGUUCACGCAAUGCAACCGGCGUUUGCCAGCAAAAUCACCGGCAUGCUGCUGGAGCUUUCUCCUGCUCAGCUGCUGCUGCUGCUGGCCAGCGAGGAUUCCCUGAGGGCCCGGGUGGAGGAAGCCAUGGAGCUUCUCAUUGCACAUGGAAGGGAAAAUGGUGCUGACAGCAUCCUGGACCUGGGCCUCCCUGAAGCCUCUGAAAAAGCACAGCAGCAGGAUAACCGUAAGCGCCAUGGAUCAACACGCAGCGUCGUCGACAUGGAGCUGGACGAUCCGGAUGAUGGCGAUGACAACGCCCCCCUGUUCUACCAGCCCGGCAAGCGGGGCUUUUACUCCCCCCGGCCAGGCAAAAACACAGAGGCCAGACUCAACUGCUUCAGGAACAUCGGCAGAAUAUUGGGGCUCUGCUUGCUGCAGAAUGAACUGUGUCCAAUCACGCUCAACAGACACGUGAUCAAAGUGUUGCUCGGUAGAAAGGUGAACUGGCAUGACUUUGCGUUCUUCGACCCGGUCAUGUACGAGAGCUUACGGCAGCUGAUCCGCCAUUCGCAGACGGGAGAAGCAGACGCUGUGUUUGCUGCCAUGGAUCUGGCCUUUGCUAUCGACCUCUGCAAGGAGGAAGGGGCGGGACAGGUCGAGCUGCUGUCGGGCGGGGUCAACAUGCCGGUAACUCCACACAACGUUUACGAGUAUGUGAGGAAGUACGCAGAGCACAGGAUGCUGGUGGUGGCCGAGCAGCCGCUCCACGCGAUGAGGAAAGGUUUGCUGGACGUUCUUCCUAAAAACGCCUUGGAGGAUUUGACGGCUGAAGACUUCCGGCUGCUGGUUAACGGCUGUGGAGAAGUCAAUGUUCAGAUGCUCAUCAGCUUCACUUCGUUCAACGAUGAAUCAGGGGAAAAUGCAGAUAAACUACUCCAGUUUAAACGAUGGUUUUGGUCCAUAGUAGAAAAGAUGAGUAUGACCGAGAGGCAAGAUUUGGUGUACUUUUGGACGUCCAGCCCCUCUCUGCCAGCCAGUGAGGAGGGCUUCCAGCCAAUGCCCUCCAUUACCAUCCGGCCUCCAGACGACCAGCACCUCCCCACAGCCAACACCUGCAUCUCGCGUCUCUACGUGCCACUAUAUUCUUCUAAACAGAUCCUUAAACAAAAACUCCUGCUAGCAAUUAAAACCAAGAAUUUUGGUUUUGUGUAGAGGUCCCACUGAAAGCUGGAAUAAAAAAAGAGGAAAAAAAGGUUGUUGUGUAAUAUUUACCUAGUUCCAUUUUUGUAGAUUCUUUUUUUUUUUUGUCCAGUUUUAUUAAAUUCAACAUAUGGUCUCUGUCUCCCCAUCAAUUAAUAUUUGUUUGUGUUCUGAACACAAACUGCAUAUUUUAAUUUUUAUAGGUUUUUCUUUGUGGUAAUGAAGAGGUCCAUAACAUUCCUGCAUUGGCACUGUAAAAUGUAAAGCCCACCACUCUUAUUCUAUUGGCUUAAACCUUUUUGCUUCCCAGGAACUGGGUUUGCCAGGAAGCUGUCAGCCGAAAAUCCUAGCCAAAGAUGACAGCAGUAGACAUAUGAACAGGACGAAAAAGACACUGUGGUUACGAUUUUGUUUCCUUCCCUAUGAAAGUACUAUCUGACAGAUCACUGCUGCCUUUGUGGAAAGUUUCUUUUUCUUGUACAGGGGGAGUAGGGAAUUUCAAAAUAAACUUGGAUGUAAAUAAGUUGUC